This is a messenger RNA of Ochotona princeps (American pika), 1247 nucleotides long. It is a transcript of the gene MED8, whose product is annotated as mediator complex subunit 8. The coding region runs from base 127 to 930 and encodes 267 amino acids. Gene Ontology annotation, cellular component: core mediator complex; mediator complex. Gene Ontology annotation, biological process: regulation of transcription by RNA polymerase II. The record is from RefSeq and is a predicted model, not a curated record. Lineage: Eukaryota; Metazoa; Chordata; Mammalia; Lagomorpha; Ochotonidae. The transcript is spliced from 7 exons. Gene Ontology annotation, molecular function: RNA polymerase II cis-regulatory region sequence-specific DNA binding; transcription coregulator activity.
CUCGGUGCACGGCAGAAACCGGAAGUCAAUGGGAGGGCCAAGUUCCUUUUCCUUGAUUGGUGAACAAAGCCCUCCCUGACUGGGAAACCGGAAGAGGAAGUGUUUGUGGCUGCCUCGGCUGUCGCAAUGCAGAGGGAGGAGAAGCAGCUGGAGGCAUCCUUGGAUGCCCUGCUGAGUCAAGUGGCUGAUCUGAAGAACUCCCUGGGAGGUUUCAUCUAUAAGCUGGAGAACGAGUAUGACAGGCUCACCUGGCCCUCCGUCCUGGACAGUUUUGCCUUGCUCUCGGGACAGUUGAACACUCUGAACAAGGUCUUGAAGCAUGAAAAGACUCCACUGCUCCGCAACCAAGUCAUCAUCCCUCUGGUGCUGUCCCCUGACCGAGAUGAGGAUCUCAUGAGGCAGACUGAAGGACGGGUGCCCGUCUUCAGCCAUGAAGUGGUCCCUGACCAUCUAAGGACCAAGCCUGACCCCGAGGUGGAAGAGCAGGAGAAACAGCUGACAACGGACGCAGCCCGCAUCGGUGCCGAUGCGGCUCAGAAGCAGAUCCAGAGCUUGAAUAAAAUGUGCUCAAAUCUUCUGGAGAAAAUCAGCAAAGAAGAGCGAGAAUCAGAGAGUGGAGGUCUUCGACCAAACAAGCAGACGUUUAACCCUGCAGACACGAAUGCCCUGGUGGCAGCUGUUGCCUUUGGGAAGGGGCUUUCUAAUUGGAGACCGUCAGGCAGCAGUGGCCCCGGGCAGCCAGGUCAGCCUGGAGCUGGCACCAUCCUUGCAGCCUCGGGACUACAGCAGGUGCAGAUGACAGGAGCCCCAGGCCAGCAGCAGCCGAUGCUCAGUGGGGUGCAGGUGGCUCAAGCAGGUCAACCAGGGAAAAUGCCAAGUGGAAUAAAAACGAACAUCAAGUCAGCUUCCAUGCAUCCCUUCCAGCGGUGAGUGUGGCCAGCAACCUUCACUCGCAGGUGCUAUUGGCAGAGUUGGGCAGUGAAAUGACCUUUGGCUCAAGGCUCAUCCAAAUGGGUACAAUGAAAACGAGUGUGGGCUUCCAGCAUUAGACAGAUCCCAGUGUCACUGCUGACUAAGUGCAUGGACCUUGGGCAAGUGGCCUAAUUUUUCUGAACCUGUGUUAUGAUUUGUAAGUGGUAAUAAUACCUACUUCAUAGGGCUGUUGUGAGGAUCCAAAUGAGAAGAUGAAUAUAAGACUGAACAAUAUAUGAAACAAUAGGUGUUCAAUAAAUAAGUUUCUACAGUUA